CCAAAGCCAAUUCAUUCAGUCUAAAAGAAAAAGAAAAAAGAAUAAUUUCCAUUGCUCCAACAAAAUAUUACUAGUUGAAUUUUGGAAUAGUCGAAGUGGAUCCAAGUUCUCCUCUGUAAUGGCUGAAGAAUCCGAAGCAACGUCGUCUACCUCACAGCCGAGUUCCUCCCCCGACACUGGAAAAAAAUCCCAGGUUCCAGGAUAUUCUGGUCUUGCAGCUUUUCAAAAUGGUGAUUUGCAGAUGUUUCCAGUUAUGUAUCCUGCAAUUAUCCCAGGUUUAACUUCAUUACAAAAUCAGGAACAGACAAACCGUGGAGCAGGCAUUUAUGCUGUGCCAGUUCUACCCUUUAUGGGGCAUAUUGCUGGACUCCCAUCUAAUACUCUCAUUCCUCUGACCUAUAAUAUACCUACAUACACUGGGGGUCAAAGCAUGCCCGUGCUUCCCUGCUUUUCAUCUAAGCUGAGAUAUCAAACUGGAGCUCUCACACCGUUGAUAAGAUGGCUUUCACAAGGCAUGCACAGGGCAGCUGCGCCUCCUCAUCUACCUAGGCCUGCCGCCAGAGCAGAGAAUGUUCCUGCUGCUGGAAGGCAGGGCAAUGAUAAUGCUGCUUUGGCAGAGGGACAAGCAGGAGCAGAGAAUGAGAACCAGCCAGCAGAUGAUGGUAAUCAGGCAGUUGAGAAUGAGAAUGAGAAUGCAGCAAACCCUGGUUUAGGAAAUGGUGGUAAUCACUGGUGGGGAAUUGUUAAGGAAAUCCAGAUGAUUGUCUUCGGCUUCAUCACGUCCCUUCUUCCAGGCUUUAACAAUAUAGAAUAGAGAUCAUACUUUUAACGAACGAAUCCAGAGGCAGGCAAAACUGUUUUCUUUUUUUUUUAAGUUUACCUUUGAAAUAAAUGUACAAAGCAAAAUGAAAAUGAUUUUGUUUAUGGGUACACUACUUAAUCCCUUUAGUGUUUAUAUCAGCAUUUACAUGGUAGAGCAGGGCGGUCAUUGCAUGGUUCUUGGUAAUUAUGCCUCUUUUGAAUAGUCUUCCGAUAGGCCUUUCUGUAAUGGAAAGUUUAAAAAGAGCUUGAUUGUAAACAUGGGCAUGCUUCUCCUA
Theobroma umbraticum is the source of this 1097-nucleotide messenger RNA. NCBI's taxonomy places the organism in Eukaryota, Viridiplantae, Streptophyta, Magnoliopsida, Malvales, Malvaceae. The record is from RefSeq and is a predicted model, not a curated record.